AUGAUUACAAAAUAAUCAGAAAAUAUUUUACUCAUUAUUUUAAGGUGUUUUCGAGAAGGAAAAUGUUUAGAAGCAAUUAGUUAUAUAAAGAGAAUAUUUUCUGGAAAAGAAUAAAAUUUAUUAGGAUUAGAUUUAGAAUAAACCUUGAAGUAAUUGAGAUUAGAAAAUGAUUCAUUAGGAUGCAAAAAAUUAAAUGAAAAUGCUCGUUAAAGUCAUCCAGGAUGGGUUGAAUUAUUAUGCAGUCUACUAUAAUAUUAUAGGGAAAGAGAAAGAGGAAAUGCUUAAGUUAUUGAGCAUUUUGAAAAUCUUUUCAAAAAUACUAAAUGGCUUCUAGAUGAGUAACGUCAUGAAAUCUAUCAAUUUUUAUGUAAGUAGGUUGUUACUGAAUAAUGUAAAAUUGUCUAGAUAAUGAAAAGAAAAGCAAAUGAUCCUGAAGCUAUAAAAUAAGUUACUGAUGUUUAAGACAAACUUGAAAACAAAAGCUUAUAGAUAUUUAAUGAAAUGGGAAGAGAAGUCAACAAUAAAAAUAUGUAAAAAUUUAAGUUACUGAAUGCUAAUUAACAAAUGAAAAUUUAUUUUAAAGCCUUUAAAUUUGAUAGUUUAGCUGGAUGUGAUAAAGUUGAAAUAGAAUCAAAUCUUCUAUUAACAUCACCUAAAUAGGAUUAAAUAACAUAUCAUUAUUAUAAAGGUAGAAUCCUUAUUUUUGAUUCUAAAUUUUAUGAAGCAUCCUAACAUUUAACUUAAGUUUUAUAAGAAUGUCCAAGAACUUAAAAAGGAUUAUCAUGUGCAACGCAAGUUUUAAAAUAUUUAAUUCCAGUUAAUAUGUUUAUAGGAAGAUAUCCUAACAAAGAAUUAAUUGAUUAAUUUAAAGAAUAUGAAUUACUAUGUAAAAGUGUAAGAUAAGGAAAUAUUUCUGGCUUACAAUAAGCUAUUGAUAAAUAUCGAUCCAUUUGGAUUAAGAGAAGUUUAUUAAUUUUGAUGGAUUAAUUAAAAAUACUCUGCUAUAGGAAUUUAUGCAGAAAAGUUUGGCUCAUUAAUGAUUAAGCCAAUAAAAUUCGUUUGGAAUAAUUUUAAAAAGUACUUUUACUAUAAUUUAGUCAAUCAGGCAUUUCGGCUAUCGCAUCCAACAAAUAAAAACCCUUCAAUCUCUGAAGUUUGUUGCAUAAUAGCCAACUUAAUUUAUUUAGAAUUAAUUAAAGCCAAUAUAUAUUUGAAUGACGAAAAAAAUCUUUAUGCUAUCAGUCUUAGUCCUUAAUAGCCUUUCAAAGAGAAACCAGGAGAAAUUAAAUGGUAAAAAUGAUAUCUG
This is a messenger RNA of Paramecium sonneborni, 1306 nucleotides long. NCBI's taxonomy places the organism in Eukaryota, Ciliophora, Oligohymenophorea, Peniculida, Parameciidae. The record is from the annotation of a GenBank genome assembly.